Helianthus annuus (common sunflower) is the source of this 1171-nucleotide messenger RNA. RefSeq lists its product as uncharacterized. The transcript has 3 exons. Bases 626 to 1006 code for a protein of 126 amino acids. The record is from RefSeq and is a predicted model, not a curated record. NCBI's taxonomy places the organism in Eukaryota, Viridiplantae, Streptophyta, Magnoliopsida, Asterales, Asteraceae.
UAUAAAUUUAAGUUAUGUUUAACACACUUGUAACUUGAUUACAACUAAUCAAACCUUUUAACUCAAUUAGGUAAAUAGGUUAAAAGAUCGUGUUUGGUUAAACUGUUGUGAGGUUUUGUUGUUAAAAUAAAUCAAGCGUUUAUGAGGAUUAAAUGUAAAAAUAAAUGAAAACAUGGAAAUGUAAUGAGGUUUGUUUGUGUGAUGAAAUGGAUUGCUUCAGAAAAGGCUAUGGGACCAGACAGGUUCUUGAAAGUUUUUUAGUUUUAGAUGUUUCAACUCUCCUGAUGAAAGUUCGAAGGUCCAUAUAGCUUCUUAUUGGUGGCCGUAGUAUGGAUGACACAAGAGAACUUGAAUGUUGCAGGAGUUAUAAUUGUUUGAUGAUGUAGCAUGCAUAUAUGCUGUAAAGAAACAACCUUUGAGAACAUAAUUUGUGGUUAGAAUCAUGUUAAAACAUCAUCUGUAGAAAAGAAUGUAUAAAAAACAUAGUUCUAUGUAUUUUUGUUGUUGAUAGUGUGAAGAACUAUGGGCCGGAAAAGCUCAUCUACCCCGCUUUCUUGAAACUGAGGGAUUGUCACGGUUGUCUGCUUAUUCGUUGUCCAUUCAAGAUGGCAAACGGGACCGGAUCAUGAAGGAAGAUCUUUGGGAUCAUGCUUGGGAGUUUCACUUCAGAGAGGAUGCCCCAGAAUACUGGCGCAAUUUGGACCCGUAUUGGACAGGGGCAGAAGAUGCGCCAAUGCACCGCUACUUCCAUCCAGAUGGCAGCCAAACAGCAGAUUCCAGCGACCAGGUUUGGGGCGGCCACGAGUCCUGUUACUCCAUCAUCACUAGUUUCUUAGCAGAUGGAACGAUUAGAGAACACUAUGUGAGAAUUAACCGUUGGCCGCAAUUGCACAUAUCUAGAAGAGAGGAUUGGGGUUGGGAAAUGUCGAACCGCCUCUAUUGCUACUCGAGUGUUCCUGAUGCGCAUAUGAAAGGUGGAACCGGUCCCUGUCUUCCAAUCCUUUGAUUUUGGUUUCCGGUUGGUUUUCGUACUAGUAGUGUUGUGUUAGAAUUUUAUCUGUUUUUUAGUCUGUUCUUUUGGUUUAUGAAAGCAGAAUUUAAUUGUUUGAAGGUGGGACUGACCUAUUAUCCGGUUCUAAAAUUAAUAUUACAUACAGAUGGUUUAAUUGUA